Daucus carota subsp. sativus is the source of this 486-nucleotide messenger RNA. RefSeq names its product chromatin remodeling protein EBS-like. The record is from RefSeq and is a predicted model, not a curated record. Gene Ontology annotation, molecular function: chromatin binding. NCBI's taxonomy places the organism in Eukaryota, Viridiplantae, Streptophyta, Magnoliopsida, Apiales, Apiaceae. The coding region runs from base 1 to 486 and encodes 161 amino acids. The transcript has 4 exons.
AUGAGACCUGAGGAUAAUGAGCCACCCUAUAUUGCUCGUGUCUUAAGCCGGAUUCAUAAUCAGAUCAGAAUAGCAUACUACUACAGGCCCAAGGACACGGUUCACAAGAGGAGACUGUUUUUUGGGAAAAAGGAGUUGUUUGAGAGUAAUAACCUGGAUGUUCAAAGUGCUGAAACCGUUAUAGGAAAGUGCAUUGUGCACUCGUUCGAUGACUACACCAAGCUUGAUCCUGUCCAUGAUGAGGAUUACUUCUCUCCUUUUAAGUAUGACUAUACCAAUAAAACAUACACUCCUCAUCCUGUUCAAUUGUACUGCAAAUGCGAGCUUCCUUAUAAUCCAGAUGAAUGGAUGCUACAUUGUGAUAAGUGCAAAGACCGAUCAAAAACUUUAGGGGCAUGCAGGUACCAUCCCGCUUGUGUGAAGAUGACAACUGUCCAAGCAGAGAAGCUAAAGAACUAUUUGUGUGAUGAUUGUGUUCCUGAAUAA